This is a messenger RNA of Malaya genurostris, 3556 nucleotides long. It is a transcript of the gene Iswi, whose product is annotated as chromatin-remodeling complex ATPase chain Iswi. Gene Ontology annotation, molecular function: ATP-dependent chromatin remodeler activity; nucleosome binding; ATP binding. The transcript is spliced from 4 exons. NCBI's taxonomy places the organism in Eukaryota, Metazoa, Arthropoda, Insecta, Diptera, Culicidae. Gene Ontology annotation, biological process: nucleosome organization; regulation of transcription by RNA polymerase II. Bases 118 to 3183 code for a protein of 1021 amino acids. The record is from RefSeq and is a predicted model, not a curated record. Gene Ontology annotation, cellular component: chromatin; nucleus.
CAUCCAUUUUUUCUUGUGCUGAAUUGAAGCAGCGCUCUUUUUCUUUUCACGCUAAGAACAAAAUCGGUUUUUUUGUUUGACAUUCAAUACGUUACAGCUUAAAAAUAAAAGGAAAAAAUGUCCAAGGAAGAGGAAACUGUGGAGACGGCGGACACAAAUGAAAAUUCGAAUGAAUCUACUUCGGAUACGACGUCGUCCCAUACUAAAGAACCCGACUACGAUGCAACGUUGGAGACGGACCGGAGUAAACGGUUUGAGUUUCUGUUGAAGCAGACGGAAAUUUUCGCUCAUUUCAUGCAAGCAGCUCCGGCCAAAGGUUCCAGUCCACCGGCUAAACCAAAAGGGAAACCGAAAAAGGCAGAGAAAGCAGCUGCCUCGUCCGUCACUGGAGAUCCUGGCGAUCAUCGUCAUCGCAAGACCGAACAGGAAGAAGAUGAGGAAUUAUUGGCAGAAACGAAUGUCAAAGCCAAGAACGUUUUCCGCUUUGAGUCGUCACCGCCGUAUAUUAAGGCAGGCGAGAUGCGAGACUACCAGAUCCGUGGGCUGAACUGGAUGAUUUCGCUUUAUGAAAACGGCAUUAACGGUAUUCUGGCUGAUGAAAUGGGUUUAGGAAAAACGUUGCAGACAAUUUCUUUGCUCGGUUAUUUGAAGAACUUUAGGAACAAUCAAGGACCGCAUAUUGUGAUCGUACCUAAAUCCACAUUACAGAAUUGGGUCAACGAGUUUGGUCGGUGGUGUCCUUCGUUGAAGGCAGUCUGUCUGAUCGGUGACCAGGAAACCAGAAAUGCCUUCAUUCGAGAUGUGUUGAUGCCUGGAGAGUGGGAUGUCUGCAUCACGUCUUACGAGAUGUGCAUCCGAGAAAAGGCAGUCUUCAAAAAGUUCAAUUGGCGAUACAUGGUUAUUGAUGAGGCGCAUCGUAUUAAGAACGAAAAGUCGAAGUUGUCAGAAAUCUUGAGAGAAUUCAAGACUGCUAAUAGACUGCUGUUGACGGGCACUCCGCUGCAGAAUAACUUGCACGAGUUGUGGGCACUGCUAAACUUCUUGCUACCGGAUAUUUUCAACAGUGCUGACGAUUUUGAUUCCUGGUUUGACGCCAAUGAAUGCAUUGGCGAUAACAAGCUAAUAGAACGUUUACAUGCGGUAUUGAAACCGUUCCUCCUACGUCGUUUGAAGUCCGAAGUCGAGAAGCGUUUGCUACCGAAGAAAGAAGUCAAAAUUUUUGUAGGACUGUCCAAAAUGCAACGCGAUUGGUACACUAAAAUACUGAUGAAAGACAUUGACAUUGUGAACGGAGCAGGAAAAAUGGAAAAGAUGCGUCUGCAGAACAUUUUGAUGCAGUUGCGUAAGUGCACCAACCACCCUUAUCUGUUCGAUGGAGCGGAACCGGGUCCACCGUACACCACCGAUUAUCACUUGUUGGAGAACAGUGGAAAGAUGGUUGUGCUCGAUAAGUUGCUGAACAAACUUCAGGAGCAAGGUUCUCGUGUUCUCAUUUUCAGUCAAAUGACACGAAUGUUGGAUAUUUUGGAAGAUUUUUGCUACUGGCGUGGGUACCAGUACUGCCGUUUAGACGGUCAAACUCCACACGAGGACCGUACAAAAAUGAUUGAUGAGUAUAACGCCGAAAACAGUUCAAAGUUUCUCUUCAUGUUGUCGACUCGUGCCGGAGGAUUGGGUAUUAAUUUAGCUACCGCUGAUGUGGUCAUCAUUUACGACUCCGAUUGGAAUCCGCAGAUGGAUCUGCAGGCAAUGGACCGGGCUCAUCGAAUCGGUCAGAAAAAACAGGUACGCGUUUUUCGGCUCAUCACAGAAAACACCGUUGAGGAAAAAAUCGUCGAACGAGCAGAAAUCAAGUUGAAAUUGGACAAACUCGUAAUCCAGCAGGGCCGCCUCAUCGACAACAAAACUAAUCAACUGAACAAAGAUGAAAUGCUUAAUAUCAUUCGGUUCGGUGCAAAUCACGUAUUUCAAUCGAAGGAUUCCGAAAUUACGGAUGAAGACAUUGAUGCGAUUUUGGAAAAAGGAGAGACUAAAACUCAAGAACAGCAUGCUAAGCUGGAUAAACUUGGAGAAUCUUCAUUGCGCAGUUUCACGUUGGACACGGAAAAUUUGGAGAAUCGUUCCGUGUAUCAGUUUGAGGGUGAGGACUAUCGCGAAAAGCAGAAAUUGCAUGCUCUAGGAUCUUGGAUAGAGCCACCGAAACGUGAACGUAAAGCUAAUUACGCUGUUGAUGCUUAUUUUAAGGAGGCGCUUCGCGUAGCCGAGCCAAAAGCUCCCAAAGCGCCACGCCCUCCGAAACAGCCGAUCGUGCAGGACUUCCAGUUUUUCCCUCCGAGACUAUUCGAGCUUUUGGAUCAGGAAAUCUACCACUAUCGCAAAUCGGUUAACUAUAAAGUGCCGAAGAACCCAGAUCUGGGCCCGGAAGCCACCAAGGUUCAACGGGAGGAGCAACGUAAGAUUGACGAAGCUGACCCGUUGACGGAGGAUGAGAUGAUUGAGAAAGAAUCUCUCCUGACGCAGGGUUUCACCAACUGGAACAAACGCGAUUUUAACCAGUUUAUCAAAGCAAACGAAAAAUACGGACGAGAUGACAUCGAAAAUAUUGCCAAGGAAGUGGAAGGAAAAACACCGGAGGAAGUGAUGCAGUACAGCGCGGUAUUCUGGGAGCGCUGUCACGAAUUGCAGGACAUUGAACGCUUGAUGGGACAAAUCGAGCGUGGAGAAGCAAAAAUUCAGCGCAGAGCUUCGAUCAAAAAAUCUCUCGACGGAAAGAUGUCACGCUAUCGUGCUCCAUUCCACCAGUUGCGCAUCUCGUAUGGUAACAACAAAGGUAAAAAUUACACCGAAGAAGAAGAUCGGUUCCUGGUUUGCAUGCUCCACAAGCUGGGCUUCGAUAAGGAGAACGUGUACGAAGAACUUCGAACUGCCGUACGUUCGGCACCUCAGUUCCGGUUUGACUGGUUCCUGAAAUCGCGAACCGCCCUGGAGCUGCAACGUCGCUGCAAUACGCUGAUUACCUUGAUCGAACGCGAGAACCAAGAGCUAGAGGAGAAGGAACGGCUGGAGAAGAAGAAAAAGACCGGUACUGCUGGUGGAACGCAGAAGGCAGCGGCUGGCAAACGGAAGGCAGAAACGGCCACAACACCCAGCGAUAAGAACACUAAGAAAAAGAAAAAGUCUUAAGCUCCAAAUAUUAUGACAUGCGUCAGCAAAAUUGGUUCGCCUAAUUUUAAAUACAACAUGAUUACAACUUAAAAGCUUAGGGUUACUCAUUAUUUGACAUGUUUCACAGUGUAAUUUUCUGAUAAUUUAUUGUCAGUUGCAUGUGAAACACAUAACCGCUAAAUAAUUAUAUCGUAUCAAUAUUUAAAUUCAUAUUACAGUGAAAGUAACUACACUGCAGUAUAGACCUUAUAAUGCGAGAGUUAUAAAUCUCGUACUCAUACGAUUCUCCAAACAGGACAAACCCCUAAUCGCUAUUCACUGUCACUGUGAACAACUACAUCUCACUGAAAGGUACAUUAAAAUAUACCACACUAGUUCAGUACAAUGUAAA